CAAAAUGAUGCGUCGUUCUGUCUGUGCUUGGGUGGUCUUGGCAGCAUUGCUUGCCGCUGUUGGAGGUGAGGCAUAUAAUGACGUGGCCAUCAAUGCUGACAUGUCUAUUGGGAUGGGACAAUGCCCACCCUACGAUGAUCCCGGCCGCGUUGUGUUACUGCCAUUCCACAAUGACUGCAGCAAGUACAUUACCUGCCUCCAAGGCAAUCCCUACGUACAGCAGUGUCCGGACAACUUAUUCUGGAGCCAGCGAAACUACCGUUGCGUUAACCGAGAGUACUCCGAGUGCCGUAGCACAGACACAGAGGAUUUUGUUGAAUACAGCGCAUAUCCUGGGGACUGUAGUCGCUUCUACGAGAAACGGGCCCUUCGCUGUGCCAACAACUAUCUAUUCAACCCGCAAAAUCAACGCUGCGAGCCUUAUCAGUACGUCAGCUGCAAGUCUGUGCCACCAUGGAACAGCGUGCCACCCACCGAUCCCAACUAUCCCAUGAUCCCAUCUACAGUGCCUCCUGCUGCCACUCCUCCGUCAAUGAUCUGGCCUACACCAGCCCCGGAUAACAAUGCCCCGCUUGAUGCUCAGUCGCUGUGCAAGAAUAGCAUCCCGAAUUCAUAUAUUCCGUUUCCCGGAGACUGUCACAAGUUUAUCCACUGUGGCCCAACGGCCACUGUGUUGAAUUGCCCUGCUGACUUGUUCUGGAACACUGGUGUGCUCUCUUGCACUGCCUCCAGCAGUGGAUGCCAGCUACUCCACUAAAAGACGAUGUUUACUUUGCGGUAUUCUCCACUUAAACCCGAUGUUAACCUCACGGGAUAAGGAAAACCGUUUUAUUUUGCACAUUCAAUUAAUGCACAUUUAAUAUUUCAUCAAUA
Drosophila persimilis is the source of this 873-nucleotide messenger RNA. RefSeq lists its product as uncharacterized. The coding region runs from base 5 to 757 and encodes 250 amino acids. Gene Ontology annotation, cellular component: extracellular region. Gene Ontology annotation, molecular function: chitin binding. The transcript has 3 exons. The record is from RefSeq and is a predicted model, not a curated record. NCBI's taxonomy places the organism in Eukaryota, Metazoa, Arthropoda, Insecta, Diptera, Drosophilidae.